UAUGAACUCCGAGUCUGUAAUGAGUCAAUAUGGCGUCCGAGUGGAAACGUUUUCUCGAGGAAGAAGGAUAUGAAAAGUUUAAAGAGGCAAUGCGUCUCUCAGACGAAGAUUCAAAAGAUGAUCCAGAAGAUGACCCAUUUAGAUCGAAAUAUAGAUCAAGAGAAAUUCUCUUGGAAGUAAAAGAAAAGCUAAAACCCCACCUAGAGAAGUUUCGAGAACAAGACCAGGAACUUGUAUUUCUUGACUGUGUCAUUGAUCUGAGACUAGGCGUUAACUACAUCGACACAGAAGAACUGCAUUCAGGAGAGGAAUACCUAAUAAAAGUUAUAGAGUGUACUGAAAAAUACAAACUUGACAAAAACGCUGCUGACAUAUAUUUGCAUGCCUUAAACAACCUAGGAAUACUGUGGUUUGGGAGAAGGAAUCCUGAAAAAGCCCUUUCUUAUUUGCUGAAAGCUGAAGAACUCUACUUCCAAUAUAAGAAAGAAGUUGACGGACCACCUAAGUUUGUGGCUGAAUAUUUGAAAUCUACUGAAGAUGAAAAAGAAAAGUUAGAGCAUCUGAGAAAUGCAAACUUUGAAAACUCCUACACCCAUACCCUGUACUAUAUGGCUCAGGUUUAUGCAAAGCUAGACGAGAGUGAGAAAUCUGCCCUAUGCUGUCAUAAAACCUUACAGAGACAGCUGGAUGCCCACAAAUACACUCCAUUAGAUUGGGCAAUAAAUGCUGCAACACUCUCUCAAUAUUUUGUAACAAAAGAUGAAUAUCCUCAGGCUCGGCAUUGUCUAGCAUGUGCAGAGGUUAUAUUUGAGGAGAUACAAUUUAGUGAAAACGAAAAUGUUUCAGAAGAUGAAAAGGAAAAAGUUCAACAGGGUAAAGCAGACAUACAGAGAUGUUGGGCCAAGUAUGGACUUGCAUUGCUGGAGUUCUCUAAAGAUCGCCUCUUAAAAGCAACAGAGGAAGAUACUCCCUUAGAUCCUGAUGAAUCUGAAAAAGAAUUUGAGAAAUUUAACCUUGAAGUUACUUCACGUGAAGAGCAAAUCACUUGCAAACCAGUUCGAGAUUUUGAAGAAGCAAGGAAUGUGUUCUUACGAGUGCAAACUUGGAUAAGUGGAGCAAAAGAGUUUUAUGUAUUUGAUGGCCGAUGUACAGAUUAUAUAGAGCUUGUUCAAGAUCACAGCAAAGCUUUUAAGCUUCUGGCAUUCUUUGAACUUAAUCUGGAUCGUCAGUGCAAGAUGCACAAGAGAAGAGCAGACAUGUUGUUGGAGGUGUGCAAUGAACUAAACCCUCAGCAUUAUUUGCUGAUAGUCCGCCAGCUAAUUUAUGAAUUGGCAGAAAUUUACAGUGGAAUAAUGGACAUUAAAUACAUGAUUUUGAAGGAAGAGGGGGGACAACCUUCAAUCCAUGCAAUAAAGAAGAUUAACAGCUUGGCUCUUCAGAGCAUUCAAAAAUACCAAGCAUAUAUUGAUUCUUUCAAGGACAACAAACCAGAUCUUCCAGAUGAAUACCCAGAACUUGAUACCAGGCCGAUACUUGUAGCCUGGUUCUGCAUGGGAAGACUAUAUUCAAAGAUUUUACCAUUAAAUGUAAGAGAGAGGCUGGACAACAUCAAGAAAACUGAGGCAUGUUACCAGUAUAUUAUAGACUAUUGUAAGAGGCAUCACAAAGCUGCCGAGUGCAUGCGCGCUGAACUGGAAGUUUGCGAGGAGAUGGUGGCACUGCUGCCACUUAAAAUGGAAAAAAUAAGACAAGAAGCUGAAAUUUAAUGAGAAUAAAUACUCAACAUUAAUGUAUAUCAAUUUUAACCAAAAAUCUUGAGAGUCAAUUUGUAAUCUAUUGCAGGUUUAAAUUAUUUAUAGGCAAUAUUUAUUUUUCAUGUGCUUGAUUAAAGGUGAUGUAAAAAGACCAAAA
Messenger RNA from Magallana angulata, 1911 nucleotides. Its product is annotated as KIF-binding protein-like. Gene Ontology annotation, molecular function: protein binding. The coding region runs from base 30 to 1766 and encodes 578 amino acids. NCBI's taxonomy places the organism in Eukaryota, Metazoa, Mollusca, Bivalvia, Ostreida, Ostreidae. The record is from RefSeq and is a predicted model, not a curated record. The transcript is spliced from 2 exons.